Molecule: messenger RNA, 3336 nt
Organism: Acanthoscelides obtectus
Lineage: Eukaryota; Metazoa; Arthropoda; Insecta; Coleoptera; Chrysomelidae
Source: the annotation of a GenBank genome assembly
CAUAAAGGAACAGACAUUCCUGCCGUCCCUACAAAGCUUUUGUGUCCUUAACAUUGUGUAAAUAUUUCAUCGAAAUCCGAGCGGACUUCUCGAGUAGUUUAUGAGAUUAGCGAAAUGGUUUUUCGUGAUGUCAUAUAUCGAUGACGCUUCCGUGACAGACGUUCUCAAAGUGGUGGGCGGUUGAUGCUUCUCUGUUUUACCGCCGAUAUGCCAACUGACCUUGCUCCUUCCAAGAUGCCGCCUCGCAAUAGGCUUGCCAGACUUCGACCGCUUGCUCUCACUCAUUCUGUAUCAGACGUAGUAUCUUAGUGCUUAGGGCUUUGCGACUGUUCCAGUAUAAAUCACGAAAUAUCAUUUUGAAUAUUGUCAAAUCGAUAGCGGCACCCUGGACUAUAACGCAAUCGUCCUAUUUUCUUUGUUCUGUGCGUUUUUCUUUUAUGGGUUGGCAACAUCGUUUUGACAUAAUGUCUGACAUUUGAGAGGUUAAGGGGGGCUUACGGGGGUGUUUUCAUGUGUCAAAACAUAAAUAUUUUUUGGAGAAUCAUGAAUAAAACUACAAAAUGUACAUUAAAUGCUUGUUUUAUAUUAUGUAUCCUUAGUAUAGGAUAUGGAGAAAGAACUAAAGAUAAAAUGUAUGAAAGAAUCACAGGGGCUAGAGGGUGUUAUAGACGAUUGAAUGCUACACACCAGAUUGGUUGUUCCUCGGAGCGAGAUGGGUCAACAGGUGUAAUUUUCUAUGCAGAAACAACAGAAAAACUAGAUUUUAUACUACACAACGGUACUGCUCCACCGUACAUUCCUGUAAUGCCUGUGAAAAUACUAACUGCAGAUGUAAUUAGGAAACUCGUAGACAGUGGAAUAGUUUCAGGUUUAGUUGUCCAUGCGAAUAAUGAUACUUUAGAUUACUUUACACAUGAUUACCAGUGUCCAAAUCCACUAUCUAGCCUAGAUGGGACCUGUAAGAGGGAUUCCUUUUGGAACCCUCAUGGUACAGCGCAAUAUAAUUAUAUUCCUCAUCCUAACAAUGCGCACAAUUCUCAAUUUUCAUGUUUCUAUUAUAAAAACUCGUUAAGUGAAUGAGAGAAAAAAUGAAAUGAAAAUUAUCUGCAGCACCCUGUUCUCAUUAUUUUUCCGAGUUUAAUCUAGGACUCUGCAUUUUGGCGCAUUAAUUAUACUUUUGCUUUUGGGAAAUCAUCAUUUUGUGAGUCACCUGGUACAUUUUGGGAAAAACGGUCGGACAUGCCUUUUCAUCUAUAGCUGUACAAUACAGGGUGAUUCAGAAAUGAGAUAUUUUGUUCUAUAUGGAGGUGCAUUUGACAAAUAUUGUAUUCCACAGAUAAAUGAAGGGUAUCAAUGGUAUAAAUAUGUAUAAAUGAAACCCACAGAUUCUAGAUACGAUUUAUUUUUUCCAAGUUUCAUAGGAAUAUCAACAGCAGAAUUUUCCGGAAAACAGUCACUUAAAUUAAACAUUCAUUAUAAAAAGUAAGCAUCUAACAUUUCUUAAGCAUACGUUACAGAAUAAUAACUUAGGAAUCGGUUCGCUUAACCGGGCUUCACAGUAAAAAUUAACCCUUAUUUUUAAAUAUGUAUAUGUUUUUAAUUUCCAAUUUUUUCGAUUUCAUCCGAAUCUUCUGCAUCCAAGUAAUGGAUUUUUUUGUUGAAGUGCUUCUCGAUAGUCUUGCAGACGUUCAUAGCCUCCUCGGAGUCGACCACAUUUAUGGCGAUUCCAACUUUGCCAAAUCUUCCAGUACGUCCGAUUCUGGAACAAGCAAUAUCAAAAUCAGCGCUUUUUUUAAGCAACAACAUCCUCCUUUUCAAGUUAUUAGGGGAAUAUCUAAGUAGACUGUUUGAUCAUCCCAUUCUUCUGAAUAUGUUUGAUAUCUUGUGAAUCGCCCUGUAUAAUACCACUAUCUACUCGUAGUACUGUACUAUAAUUUAUUUAUUGUAUUUAUAUAUUUUUGAUGUUAAUUUUUGUUAAGUGCUAUAAUACAUACCUAUGCAAGUAUGUUUCGCAAUCCGCCUUUCCACUAGUAUCCACAGGCAGAUCGAAGUUAACUACGAUGGUAACCUGAUCCACGUCGAUUCCUCUCGCUAGUACGUUUGUAGUAAUGAGAACCUUCUCACGGCCUUCUCUGAACCGAUCAAGUACGCUAAUCAGUUGCUCGACAGUCAAAUCUCCCGAAAUAACGGCAACAGCAUGACCGUCUUUUGUCAUCCGUUCUGCCAACCAAGCUGCAGUUCGGCGGGUGUGACAGAAGAUUAUCGCUUGGCCUACACCGACGGUCCCAUAUAUGUUUGUCACGGCACUGUAUUUCUCUUGGUGGUUUGAACAUCUGAAAUGAUACAAUGACCAGUCCUAUCUUCCUUUGAUGUGUUUGUAGCGUUUCGUUUUUUGUAGGCAAAUGAAAUUUUCUGAAUAAAAGAGCUUUUAGCAAGUACAAAAUGAAUCUGUAGCAUACAAAAUAUGGCUCUGUCUACCAGGCAUUGACGGAUCCGGCUGUGCCGAUAUGGGGAAUUUUUAGAUGUUACUGGAUAAUCGGCUGUCAUUCUACCGUGCACUAAACGUACCCAGAACAUCUUUACAGCGGAUUUUAAGGAAAGAUUUACGUCUGCACGCUUACAAAAUUCAGUUAGUGCAGGAAUUAAAAGAUAAUGACGUUAUUCAGAGACUAAACUUUGCGAAUGAAAUGUUGAAUCGAUUUUCUUCGCUCAAUAAUGUGUUGUUCUCGGACGAGGCUCACUUCCAUUUAAACGGGCAUGUAAAUAAACAAAAUUGCCGUUAUUGGAGCCCCGAAAAUCCAAGGCGUAAGCAUCAGAAGCCCUUACACAGCCCUAAAGUUACAGUUUGGGCUGCUAUGUCAGCGCAUGGCAUUGUAGGUCCUUAUUUUUUGAGGACCACAGAGGUCGCGCAUUAACUGUUACUUCGGAGCGGUAUGUAGCAAUGAUAGAAGAGGUUUUGACACCAGCGUUGCAGAAUUUUCCAGGCUAUAAUACGCAGACCUGGUUUCAACAGGACGGAGCAACUGCCCACACCUCCAACACUUCUAUGCCCGUCGUCUGUCAACUUUUUCCCAGCAAAUUAAUUUCUCGAAGAGGAUACAUUUCCUGGCCACCACGUAGUCCAGAUUUGACCCCAAUGGACUUCUUUUUAUGGGGCUACCUCAAGAGUAAAGUGUACGACACCACUCCGCGAUCAGUUGAUGUCCUGAAAGAAAAUAUCCGAAGAGAAAUGGCAAGCAUUACAGUGUUGACUUGCCGCCCAGUCAUCGACAAUUUUAGACGUCGUUUAUAUGAGUGCCGUGAUCGUAAUGGAUUGCAUUUAGACAAUGUGAUUUU